This is a messenger RNA of Girardinichthys multiradiatus, 3610 nucleotides long. It is a transcript of the gene mkxa, whose product is annotated as mohawk homeobox a. Gene Ontology annotation, molecular function: RNA polymerase II cis-regulatory region sequence-specific DNA binding; DNA-binding transcription factor activity, RNA polymerase II-specific. Gene Ontology annotation, cellular component: nucleus. The coding region runs from base 394 to 1623 and encodes 409 amino acids. The record is from RefSeq and is a predicted model, not a curated record. The transcript has 7 exons. NCBI's taxonomy places the organism in Eukaryota, Metazoa, Chordata, Actinopteri, Cyprinodontiformes, Goodeidae. Gene Ontology annotation, biological process: regulation of transcription by RNA polymerase II; cell development; muscle organ development.
CACAGAUCCACUCACAUGUUUAAUGAAAGGACGGGCUCAUAGGUUCUGAAGGCGCACCUAAAGCUGCUUUAACCCCACUUUGAAUGAACACAAGUCAUUUUCCUGGAUUCAAUCACAUUACUGCCAGCAUUAUUUUAGUUGAUGUCAAGGAACAAUUCGAGCUAUUUUCCACGAAGCUGCUGCUGAUGGAUCCACGUCCGUGACAGAUGAGCAGAUAAUAGUCAUGAACCUGCAGAGAGAUUGUAGUCGGAGAGGAAGAGCAGGUCCCGUUUCUGAAGCAGGAAUGUUGCUCGUUUUGUUUCAAACGUGGAAAGAUGGACAAGAAAAGAAAUAAGGCGUUCAUGGCUUCCAGGCUGGGAGCUCAGGAGAGGAAGAAGAGAAACAGCAUUUAAGAUGCUUUAUCUCUGGUUCUACUGGAAUCCAUUUGGAUCAGUUUCCAGUCCAAACCUCCUGCAGCUUCACUGCACAUAUUCCCUGUUGUUUAGAGACGCUUUAACAGAAUUCAGCAGAGGGAGAGAUCUGCGGACCGAGCGGCCAAAGAUGAACACCAUGGUGUUUACCAAGCUGAGCAGCCAGGUCCUGUUCGAGGAGAAGGCGAAGGAGGUGGAAAUGAGCAGCAGAAAUUACCUGGAAGUCAUCGACGGCCAACAUCCAGAUCUCCUCUGCAGAAGCCCGGCCAUCAGAGACAACCAGGCGGUCAGACACAGGCGGAGCGGGGGUCGUCCCAGCGGGGGCAAAGUGCGUCACAAGCGCCAGGCCCUGCAGGACAUGGCACGGCCGCUCAAGCAGUGGCUCUACAAGCACAGAGACAACCCCUACCCGACCAAGACGGAGAAAAUCCUCCUGGCGCUCGGCUCGCAGAUGACUCUGGUCCAGGUGUCCAACUGGUUUGCCAACGCCAGGAGACGCCUGAAGAACACAGUGAGGCAGCCGGACCUGAGCUGGGCGCUCAGGAUCAAACUCUACAACAAAUACGUUCAGGGCAACGCAGAGAGGCUGAGUGUCAGCAGUGACGGCAGCUGCUCAGAAGUUGGAGACAACGCUCAGAGGACACAGAGUGGUCCUGAGGAUCUCAGCAAACCCUUGUACCAGAGCGUUAUCAAGAAGGAGGGCUCCUCCAUGGUGGGCAUGGCCAUAGGUAUGGACCCAGGGCUGCGUUCUGCCGUGGAGUCCUCCUCUCUGGACGAGGACUACGUGUCUCCACCCAAGUACAAGAGCAGCCUGCUGCACCGCUACCUGAACGACUCUCUGCGGCACGUCAUGGUGGCCAACGCCGUCAUGGACGCUCGCAAGAGGAACCACUCUGGCUCCUUCAGCUCCAACGAGUACGAAGAUGAGCUGCUGUCUCCGUCCUCCUCUGAAGCUGAGGCCAACUUGGUUUAUGGAGCCGAAACCACAGACCAUGGAUCAAGUAAAUGUGACAAUGGCAGCGGUGGUGUCGCAGCUACGCUGGAGGAGAAGGUGAAGGCCAAAGAUGAGACAUACUGGAAGGAGAUGAACGCCGCCAUGGCCUUGACCAACCUGGCACAGGGGAAGGACAGCGUCUCCGGGACAACCAGCUGCAUCAUCCAGAAGUCCUCACAUAUAGCUGAGGUGAAGACUGUUAAAGUGCUGAAGUAUUAGCUCUGACAUUUUUUAGCAGCAAACAUUCCUAUCUCAGUAACCUUGACAGUGUCCAAAUACUCUGCUUGACAUAAAAAGAACUGGUGCUUAAGCAGGAAAGCAGGCUUGUAUUCAAAAGAUUGUUUCCUUAUCACAAGGUUUUUGUAAUAAUAAAUUAUUUUUACUUCUUUUUUAUUACUAUACAUUUUAUAUUCUCCAGGGUGCCUUUGUUUUUAGCAGUUCAGCUUACUGAUUGUGUGCAAUGGAACAGGUGAUUACAGAGAUUUUUAGAAGGAAUGUUUUGUUGAGUGUAGGCUCUUAGUAUUAUUCAGGAUUUGCUAUUUGUAACAUUUAUGUGCCUUAAGGACCAAGUGAGUUCACUGGCAGUGAUUAACUCAAAUUGCAUUCAUCUGCACAGUUCCUCAGUGGAAGUGCCUCACAUGAAUUGUUCUUAUUUUGACUAAAGUUUCUAUUUUGACUGUAAACAGAGCACUGCUUUAUCCCUGUCAGAUUCAGGCUUCUGGCAGGCGAUCAGUGACGGCUGAAUACGUAGUUUAGCUAAAAGCUUUCUCCACCUCAUCCACAUCUCAACCUUGGAUGUCAUCAGCCACUGAAGGCUUCUUCUCAUAUCAAGCUAUGUAGCUGCUGAAACGUGCACAAGUGCUCAGCUAGACCCACAGCCAAUAUCACCCACAUGGCCAGGAAGAUAAAUGUGAAGCGACAAGUUCACUGAAAGACUGCAGUGACCUAAAAAGGAUGUUUUUACUUUACAUUUACAGUCUGCAAUGCAAAGCGUGUUGAUGUUUCACGUUUCUGCAUAAAACAGGAUGGUCUGGAAUAAAGAAGCAAACCAAAAAAAAGCCAACCUCCUCUCCCUCGCUGCCUUUUGCUCUGCAGCCUCCCCAGAUGUUCAGUGUUACAUUCAAAUAGCUGUUUACAAGAAGCCUGAGGAUAGGCUUAUAAAUGUAACUUUCUCCUCUAUAGCCUCUUUUUUCUUGCACUUCAUUACAGUAUUAUUUGUCAGCCAAGCAAGUGUUCAAAGCAUUUGUAAUGGUUGUAUGUUUUUUUCUUUCUGAUCAAAACUGUCUCUUCUGACUGUUGCAUUAAAAGAAAUCAGUCGUUCAGUAAAAAUAAUCUCUUUCUGGGAAAGUGCUUAUUCCUUAUGGUGUAUAUGUUUCACUGUUUGUUAUGAGCUGUGCAAAGCUCUCAGUCAGUGGGGACAAGUCAUAUCCUUGAGAAACUGCAGUUGCACCUCUGUGCUGCCUUUCAAUGUUAAACAUGUCUUCAAGGUCCUCAAAGGUCCUGUUUAUGUGACUCAAAAUGGAUGUAAAUUGUGUAUUUUGUAUUUACAAUGCGUUGACUGUUAUAGUGAAAGACUUUAAGAGGGAGCGAAACAUCGCACUUAGUGUCUUUACAUGUGUUAAAUGUUACCUUGAAGUUCAUGGUUACAGAGGUGUUUUAACAAAAAGAAAAGUAAAGAAUACAAACUUUUGGUUAUGUCAGUUAGUGUAUCUUAAGAAGUAGUUUGGAAUUAAUCAUACUUGCCAAACCUUAGGCUCUGUUUGUUUAUGCACUCGGGAUGUUGGCCUCCGUGUGUUUUUUUAUCCAUCUGAUACAGGUAGGUAAGCUCCAGGGAAGAACUGGAUCCACACUUUGUGUUUCAGUUUGCAGCUCUGAACCUCUGGGUCGCUCACACUUCAUGUAACGACUGCAUGCUGGAGGGAGGCAGAGAAAGAGCCAGAAGAGUUCAGAGAUGGCGAGUCUCUGCUGCUACACCACAUGUAUGAACAAAUGGGUUCAACAGCCUUGACUUUGAUACUGUAAUGUUCUCCAGCAACAAGCUCUGCUUUAAAUCAUGCUAAGAAAUACAUAGAAAGUGUAUGUUUUAUAAUGUAUAAAUUAUUACAAUUACAAAGUAAUGAAAGUGGUGAGCAUAACUUGUCUUUAAUUGUUAUUUAUGUAAUUGUUUUUAUUUGAUAAAGACUGGAUUUUUAAUCCAAUGACCAGA